UUUUUGUCCCUCGCGGUCGCCCUCGACCAUAUUCCGCAUACGUGCUCGAUAGGGGCUACAAUUCCUCUACCGACCUUCUCGCAUUGCGCUCCGUCAACAAACAGUUGUGUGCCAUAUGAGCUUGGGUCCUGAUUCUUCCUCAGGCUCAGCAAUUGAUCGUCGCGAUCCUUCACAAACGGCACUGAAUGUGCGCUUGGUGCUAGCUGAUAGUCCGUGCGAAUCGCGAUUGCACGCCCAUCGUUCAAGUGCUUCACCUUAGCGCACUGUCACAGUCCUUCGGUUUACACUAUGUCGGUUGCCACGAUGCUACAACCUGCUUCAAGAACGUCCACUUCCUCUUCCUCGUCUUUUCAACCCAUGACGCGUCAGAACACUAUGUCGUCUCACGACACGCGGUCUCUCCGCCAAUCGAAGCGGAUGUCAAUGAAUGCGCUGUACAUGUCAAUGUCAGCGAAGGAUAGAGACUUGGAAAUCUCGGAUGAUCUAGCUAGAGCCCAGAAAUUCCUGCAAGAAUUGAAAACGAAUAUUUCCUCACAAUCAAAGAAGAAUUUUGUUCUCGAAAAGGAUGUCCGAUAUCUGGAUUCUCGCAUCGCGCUGUUGAUCCAGAAUCGUAUGGCCCUAGAAGAGCAAAACGAAGUUGCCAGCCACCUCGACGAAGUCCUGGAUCCUCAGGAGGGGUUCUUUCCCAAUGACGACAAAACCCAGAAAUACGGCAAUCUCUUGUUUCUCCUUCAGUCUGAGCCGCGCCACAUCGCCCAUCUAUGCCGACUCGUCUCCAUGUCCGAGAUAGAUUCCCUCUUACAAACGGUCAUGUUCACCAUUUACGGAAACCAGUAUGAGAGCCGUGAGGAGCAUUUGCUCCUGACUAUGUUUCAAUCGGUUCUUACCUAUCAAUUUGACAACACACCGGAAUACUCAUCCCUCCUCCGCCAGAACACCCCGGUCUCACGCAUGAUGACGACAUACACGCGACGUGGACCUGGUCAAAGCUAUCUUAAACAAGUCCUCGCCGACCAGAUUAAUUCUUUGAUUGAGCUGCGUGACGUCGACCUGGAAAUUAAUCCCCUGAAGGUAUAUGAGACCAUGGUGAAAGAGAUUGAAGAAGAGAAUGGGUCGCUGCCUGACUACCUUGCGAGAUCGGUGACUGCGGAAGCCGCGGCCGAGAACAAGCAAGUGCAGGCUAUUAUCGAGCCGCGCUUGAAGAUGCUUACGGAGUUGGCCAAUAAGUUCUUGUCCACCAUCAUAGAUCAUGUUGACGAAGCUCCGUAUGGCAUAAGGUGGAUCUGCAAACAAAUCCGGAGCUUGUCUCGACGCAAAUACCCUGAUGCGCAGGACCAGACGAUUUGCACCCUCAUAGGAGGAUUCUUCUUUCUCCGAUUCAUCAAUCCAGCCAUCGUCACCCCGCGGUCUUACAUGCUAAUUGAGUCGACCCCCACCGAAAAGCCCCGUCGCACGCUCACAUUGAUCGCCAAGAUGCUUCAGAACUUGGCAAAUAAGCCCUCCUAUGCCAAGGAGCCUUAUAUGGCAAAACUGCAACCGUUCAUCGAGCAGAACAAGGAACGGGUCAACAAGUUCAUGCUUGACCUGUGUGAGGUGCAGGAUUUCUAUGAGAGCUUGGAGAUGGACAACUACAUCGCACUGUCUAAGCGUGAUCUGGAGUUGCAGAUUACGCUGAAUGAGAUGUAUGCCACGCAUGCCUUGUUGGAGAAACACAACGUGGCCUUGGCACAAGAUCAACAUUCCCAUCUUCACGUGUUGUUGCAGGAGCUUGGUACGGCACCGCCCCAGGUUCCGCGCAAGGAAAAUAGGACCAUCACAGUCCCCCUGUUUAGCCGCUGGGAAACUACUGCAUUGGAUGAUCUGACCUCGGCCCUUGAUAUCACGCAAGAGGAAGUGUUCUUUAUGGAAGCCAAGUCGACCUUCGUCCACAUCCUGCGUUCGUUGCCAACGGACUCCCCAGUCGCUCGGCGCCCACUUCGCCUUUACCGCAUUGCAGAGGCGGCAGCAACCUCAAAGACCGGCGAUGCGGCCAUGGUCAAGAAAGGAAUCCGCACUAUGGAGUUGCUGAGCCAGCUCCAGGAGAUGGGAGUGAUUGAUCGAUCGGACGAUUUCAGUCUUCUCCGCGACGAGGUGGAACAAGAGCUGGUUCACCUGGGAUCUCUGAAAGAAAAGGUCUUGGAGGAGACGAAGAAGUUGGAAGAAGUGUUUGCCACCAUCCGCGAUCACAAUGCCUACUUGGUGGGUCAGCUCGAAACGUACAAAUCGUACUUGCACAACGUCCGAAGCCAAUCAGAGGGCAAACAACGUAAGCAGCAAAAGCAUCAAGAGCUUGGUCCCUACAAGUUCACCCAUCAGCAGCUGGAGAAGGAAGGCGUGAUUCGGAAGAGCAAUGUCCCUGAAAACCGUCGAGCGAAUAUCUAUUUCAUGUUCAAGAGUCCGUUGCCUGGCACUUUUGUCAUCAGCCUUCACUACAAAGGCCGUGCUCGUGGACUUCUAGAACUGGAUCUCAAGCUUGAUGAUCUGCUCGAAAUGCAGAAAGACAACCAGGAGGACCUGGACUUAGAGUAUGUUCAGUUCAAUGUCUCAAAGGUACUCGCACUUUUGAACAAACGAUUCGCACGGAAGAAGGGCUGGUAGGAAGCCCUCGGUAUUCGGCCUUCACGCCGAUUACCGUGACGACUUACAUGAAUUUGAGCGACCGGCUUGCAAGAAACGCUUCAUGUUCGGGCGACCGUACUUGUGGGGCAGACGUUGCUGGUGUAUCCGUUCGUUCUACGCUACGAUUCAGAGAUGGUUGGAUGAUUGACGGGGAAUUACCUUCUUCGCUUAUUCCCGAUUUUCCCACGACGGGGUUCGACGAUUGAUCAUCGGCAGCGUUCCGAUGAUUUUCAGUCUCAGUUCUGCUUCCC
Molecule: messenger RNA, 2909 nt
Organism: Aspergillus saccharolyticus JOP 1030-1
Lineage: Eukaryota; Fungi; Ascomycota; Eurotiomycetes; Eurotiales; Aspergillaceae
Product: Ras GTPase activating protein IRA2
Exons: 4
Coding region: 289-2637 (782 amino acids)
Biological process (GO): regulation of actin cytoskeleton organization; regulation of GTPase activity
Cellular component (GO): cell cortex
Molecular function (GO): protein binding; GTPase activator activity
Source: RefSeq, a predicted model, not a curated record